Cercopithifilaria johnstoni is the source of this 225-nucleotide messenger RNA. The record is from the annotation of a GenBank genome assembly. NCBI's taxonomy places the organism in Eukaryota, Metazoa, Nematoda, Chromadorea, Rhabditida, Onchocercidae.
AUGAUUGCGGUAGGAGUUGAGUAUGGCUUAGCGGAAAUUGAGACAGAAAUUGCAAGAGUCACACCCAUAGGAGUCACCCAGAAGUUUCUUCCAGGUGUUGAAGAGAGGAGGAGCAAAGAAGCUUUGGAAGGGAAUCUGCCAGCCAUUUUGCGAAGGAUGGAAGGGCAUUCAUCUCUCAUCUCUUCCAUCGAUAUGUUCAUCCACUCGUGUUCAUCGAUUCCUUGA